AUGAAAGGCCAAGGGUAUGACGGUGCUAGUAAUAUGAGAGGUAUUUAUAGGGUGUUGCAAACAUUGUUUCUUGAAGAAUGUCUAUAUGCAUAUUUUGUGCAUUGUUAUGCUCAUCCUUUUCAGUUGACAUUAAAUGCUACAGCUCAAGGGGUACCUGAGAUUUGGCAAUUUUUUAUAACAUUGAGUUUGAUUGUGAAUUUUGUUGAUGCUUCUGCUAAGCGACAUUCGGCAUUGAGAGCUACGAGAAAGGAGAAAAUUGCAGAAUUGGUAGCUUGUGGGGAGCUUCAAACAGGCAAUGGUGCAAAUCAAAUUUGUACUUUACAACGAGCAGAGUUUCAAACUGAAGAUAUUUGCAAUCUUGCAAAGAAUUUUUAUCCUGCUGAUUUUGAUGAUGGUGAAAUGUGUACUCUAGUAUUAGAGUGUGCAUAUUAUGAGAAUGAUAUGCGUAGUGAUCUGAAAUUCAAGAAGUUGGAAUCCAUAGCUGAGUUAUCACACGCUUUGGUUCAAACAAGGAAGUCUCAAUUUUUCCCUAUGAUUUACAGAUUAAUUUGUCUAGUUUUGACUAUUCAUGUGUCUACGGCAACCACUGAAAUGACAUUCUCAGCUAUGAAUACCAUCAAGAAUAGACUUAAAAAUAAGAUGGAGGAUGAUUUUAUUGAUGAUUGUAUGGUUCUCCACAUUGAGAAGGAGUAUGGUGAUUCUGUUGACAAUGAGAUGGUGAUUCAUGACUUUGAAAAUUUAUCGAACCGUAGGGUUAGAUUUACCUAG
This is a messenger RNA of Argentina anserina (silverweed cinquefoil), 768 nucleotides long. RefSeq lists its product as uncharacterized. Lineage: Eukaryota; Viridiplantae; Streptophyta; Magnoliopsida; Rosales; Rosaceae. The record is from RefSeq and is a predicted model, not a curated record. The coding region runs from base 1 to 768 and encodes 255 amino acids. Gene Ontology annotation, molecular function: protein dimerization activity. The transcript is spliced from 2 exons.